GCCCCCGCCGGGUCCCCGCGCCCUGGAGCCCCGCGCGGGCGCUGAGCGCAGCCCGUGAGCCGAGCGCAGCCAGGAUGGCCUCGUCGUCCGGCAACGACGACGACCUCACCAUCCCCAGGGCUGCCAUCAACAAGAUGAUCAAAGAGACGCUGCCCAACGUCCGCGUGGCGAACGACGCCCGGGAGCUGGUGGUCAACUGCUGCACCGAGUUCAUCCACCUCAUCUCCUCCGAGGCCAACGAGAUCUGCAACAAAUCGGAGAAGAAAACUAUCUCCCCGGAACACGUCAUACAAGCGCUAGAAAGUUUGGGGUUUGGCUCCUAUAUCACUGAAGUCAAAGAAGUCUUACAAGAAUGCAAAACAGUAGCACUAAAGAGAAGAAAGGCCAGUUCACGCUUGGAGAACCUCGGCAUUCCGGAAGAAGAGCUACUAAGGCAGCAACAGGAAUUAUUUGCACAAGCUAGACAACAGCAAGCAGAACUGGCACAGCAGGAAUGGCUACAGAUGCAACAAGCAGCUCAACAGGCACAGCUCGCUGCUGCCUCAGCCAGUGCAUCCAAUCAGGCAGGAUCUUCUCAGGAUGAAGAUGAUGAAGAUGAUAUCUGAAAAUCACCAGCUGAGUUGUCUUACUAAGAAAUACUUUUCCUGCACAAUGAAAACAGUGAAAUGAAUGCUUACCUGUAAGUUUGUAUGCAUCGUGGACUGGCAGUUGGUAUUCUAGGGGUGUCUGCUGUUGUGUGCUGUACAUGUAUAAACUGUCUUUUUUGAACUCUUGAAGAUUUAAGGUUCAGUAUCAUAUCAACUUUGGAUUUUUAAUGGUGUAUAUGGAAAUUUUAGAUAGCAGUGCGUCAUUUAUUUGAUCAAUAAACAGUGUUACAAUAAACAACAUGUUUAUAAAAUAUAGUGAGAUUUAUACAAAAAGCUCUAAAUCCACAUUUGCAUUUCUUCCCUUUUAACUAAACUAUGAAAUCUUACUUAGAAUUUUUAAUUGUUUUUUGGGGGAGUGGUACAGUAGACAUAAUCUGUUAACAUGAAAAAAAAAGUAGAGUUCAGCAUAGAAGAGUCUGAAUUCUUAGUUCUUUUUAAAAUGAGGAUGUAUAUGGCAAUAAAUAUUAUAUAUGCUCAAAUACCACACUUGUUAAAAUUUGAAAAUUAUACAUUUUCACCAAGCUAGGAAAAGGUAUGUUUAAUAGGAGUUGUACAAAUUCAGUCUUUUUUUUUGUAUAGGGGUGAAAAAAAAUAAACCCAUGGUUUUAUUAUGACAUCCUUUUGACAGUCCUAACUGAGUAUUUCACUUCAAAGACUGCCUGGUUUGAAGAACUAACUCUUCUUUUACUUCACUCCAGAUUAAUGUUAACUGUUGUUGAUGGUAUUUUGUAGUCCAGAUUUAUUCAUAUUGUUGAAAUAUAAAGCUGGAACUUAAAGAAACAAUAUUGUUUUCUGCUGAUGUGACAGGGAGUGAUUACGUAUUUAAGACCAAGAGGGCAAAAGCUGACCCUAACAGCAUGUUUGUCAAAAAAGAGAGAAUUUAUUUAACCUUGAUUAGUCAUUGUCAGCAUGAUGCUAACAUUCUCCAGACUAGAUUGCCACUGGAUUACUAAGAUACCUUGUUGAGAGACAACAUUUUCUUCACUCAAAUUGGUUUGUAGGUAAGUCCAGGUUUCUGAUAAAUUGUUCCCCAAGAGUGAUCAGCAGCAAUACAUGAAACAGAAAUGAUAUACUUGUCCUUUUGAUAGUUCUGUUGAUUUAAUGGAUGAGCAGCUGUCCUUUGUGUUGAAAUAAAGCACAGUAGUGUCCAUUGCUGAGUUUUAAUGUGUUACUUGAAGUAAUACUGGCAUAUCUUGUGGUACACUAAUCUGAGCAGACUAGAAAAGCCACUUGCAUGCUGCUGUAGUUGACCUCAUAGCUCUCAGACAAUGGGGAUGGUUUUACCAAGCGAUGUCCUCAUGAGUUGCUCUAGUUGGAAUUCUUGAGGAGGGCUGCAGCAGUCUGUUUACAUCAGGAUGCAAACAGCAAAUGGUGGGCCCGUUUUUACAAAAAGAUCUGAACAAGAUACAAUUGGCAUGUAUUCAGAUCUCAGUCACAUAGUGACUUUUGAUUUAAAUUUGAGAGGUUUUAAGUUGCAUAUUGAAUAAAUGUGAACAUGUCUUUAAAAGCAGUAAUGCAGUUAAAAUUCAGAAGAGUAUUUGUUUGAAUGUUUAAGUUUAAAAAAGAAAAAAAAACCAACUUUCCUGGAUACCAGAUAAAAUGUUAGGCAAGGUUUGACUGAGGAAGUGGUUUUCUGUAAAGGUUUAAGUACCAAAGGUAGAAAAUCUAGUCUAGUGAUACAAUGUUAAUGUGCAGUGUUGGCUUUUCUAAUUUGUACUGUAACACCUUCACACUUUCUAUUUUAAAUGAGUCUUUUCCUUCUAAAUAAUACUAGGUAUAUUUUCACACCUUUCUUUUCUGAUGCAGAAAUCAGGUUAACAUUUUACUGCAUCUGGUAUGUAUGGUGUAAUGUUUGAAUUUUUGUGACCUUUCUUUUUGGACAUUCUUGUGCUUUUUCAUAUGCUGUAUUCUUCAAGCAAUAAAAUUCUGAUGUGUUUUUAUAAAAUUGCUUUUAUAUUUAAUGAACAGUCUGUCUUCUUCAUUUCCUUUAUAAACAAGAAAAAGACUACUGAAGCCCUGUUUUUAUUUUGGCUUACUGGACACUUUUUGUGACCUGACGUCUUUACAGCCAGAGUGAUGUUGGAUUGGAUUGCUGUGCACUGGGGUUGUUAUUGCUUGCAAACAACAUAUCUGGGCUUGACCUGCUCUCUUUCCUCUUGGGAAUUGCAUUUAGUAUUUAUGUAUUUUUAUAACUUGACAUUCCGCACCUGAGAGCUGCACAGAAGCUGCUGUAGAUUGUGUACCAGCUGCUGAAAUGCUUUCAUAAAGUGAAAGGCUACAGGCAGAGGCUGAGGUAGUAAGAAUUUCGUGUAGUCAUGAUUAGAGAUUACUUAUUCAGCCAUUCUUCCCCAAGUAUGAAAAUAAACUCUGGCACUUUCAGGAGAAUCUUCACUGGUGUUUCAACAAACCAAUUUUGUAUUACUUUGCUGUUGUGCUUCCAUGCAGGAGCUGCUCAGUGAAGACAGAUUUCUGAAUUUAUGGUACCCCUGAUGAUUUUGGUACACCAGGUACAUAGAGCAUAAAGUUUGGUUAGUGAACUGUAUUGUUGCUUUGUCUCACAAGAAACAUGUAUAAGGAUGUGUCUGUUUCUUAAAUAUUGAGUUGAUAAGAUUAUCUGUGGGUUUUCCAUAAUUACUUUCAAAGUUGCUCAAGUGACUUACUCAUGAAUUCUUUCUAUUCUAUUACUUUAAUAAAGUGCACAUCUGCAUGACA
Messenger RNA from Melospiza georgiana, 3359 nucleotides. RefSeq names its product down-regulator of transcription 1 (gene DR1). NCBI's taxonomy places the organism in Eukaryota, Metazoa, Chordata, Aves, Passeriformes, Passerellidae. Gene Ontology annotation, biological process: negative regulation of transcription by RNA polymerase II; chromatin remodeling; RNA polymerase II preinitiation complex assembly. The coding region runs from base 75 to 605 and encodes 176 amino acids. Gene Ontology annotation, molecular function: protein heterodimerization activity; core promoter sequence-specific DNA binding; TBP-class protein binding. The record is from RefSeq and is a predicted model, not a curated record. Gene Ontology annotation, cellular component: negative cofactor 2 complex. The transcript is spliced from 3 exons.